This is a messenger RNA of Apis dorsata (giant honeybee), 1350 nucleotides long. Its product is annotated as odorant receptor 13a-like. The coding region runs from base 101 to 1327 and encodes 408 amino acids. The transcript has 5 exons. Lineage: Eukaryota; Metazoa; Arthropoda; Insecta; Hymenoptera; Apidae. Gene Ontology annotation, cellular component: plasma membrane. The record is from RefSeq and is a predicted model, not a curated record. Gene Ontology annotation, molecular function: olfactory receptor activity; odorant binding. Gene Ontology annotation, biological process: sensory perception of smell; detection of chemical stimulus involved in sensory perception of smell.
GAGAGAGAGAGAGCAAUUGAAAAGUUUUUCGAUAAUUAAUAGAUAGAUCCCCCUAUAAAUUGCGAAUCGGUAUAUCUGAUUGGAUCUCUCAGGAUCCAAUAUGAGUUUGAAAUAUCGUAGAGACGUUUCGUUCAGUUUAGCUACGUUUUUUCUAAGGGUCGUCGGCUUUUGGUUGGCAAGUAGUCGCCUCGAGGAAUGGUUCGGGAACGCAACAGUGAUGUACAGUAUAAUCACUAUCAUUUUUUCCAUGUGGGUACAAAUGAGAGGCCUUUACUUCUCUUGGGGAGACUUCAGUAUAUGCACUUUCAUCGCGUGCAAUAGUUUGGGACUAAUAAUGGAUUUAUUAAAGAUAUUCGUCGUAUUUAUACAUAAAAAGAAGUUUCUUGGUUUGAUCAUAUAUAUGAAGAAGAAUUUCUGGCAUUUGGAUUAUGAUCAGUAUGAAAAUUCUAUUAUAGCAGAUGCGAAACAAAUGUGUGUCUACUUCGUCUGCGUCUUCUCAUUUUUCUCUCAGUCCACGGUUUUUUCUUAUAUGUUGAUGCCAAUGAUAUCAAAUAUUGGGAAGAAUGAAUCGGAUAGGAUGCUUAUAUUUAAUAUGUGGCUAGAUCUACCAUUGUCUAUGUCGCCAUAUUUUGAAAUAAUUUACGUGAUACAGGCUUUGUGUUUGUAUCAAGUUGGAAUAUGUUAUCUUUGUGUCGACAAUAUGUUUUGCAUUAUGUGUCUACACUUAGCUAGCCAGUUUCGUAUAUUACAAUAUAGGCUAGCCAAUUUGUCAAGUGUAGAAGAUAAAGAAGGAGUCGAUAAUGAGGAAAACAUGGAUUCUUCGAACAGAUGUUACAUCAUAUUAAAAAAUUGCAUUCGACAGCAUCAAGCUCUAAUUCAAUUCUCCAUCACACUCGAAGAAAUAUUUACAAUAAUUACACUUGGGCAAGUUCUAAUAUUUAGCACGUUAAUUUGUUUCGUCGGAUAUCAAGUGCUUUUGGUAAAUUUGACUUUUUCAUGGCGAAUUUCCUUCCUAUGUUUUUUAAUAACCAACAUGAGUCAACUAUGGAUGUUCACGUACAGUUGUGAUUGCAUGACACGAGAAAGCGUGAAUGUUGCCUCGGCUGUGUAUUCUAUACCAUGGACACGUAUGCCAAUGGAUAAAUUUGGAAAAAUGAUACGAAAAGAUUUGCAAUUCGUUGUCGUAAGAUCUAGACGUGCUUGUUGUCUAACAGGUUGUGGCUUCUUUGAUAUAUCUCUUGAAACUUAUACGAAGGUAAUUUUUAACGAUAUUAUUAAAAAAGUUAAUCCUUUUUUUCGAGUUUCUUUUUCAAUAAAACUUCGAUAAAUCAUUCGCUUUAAAAAUGAAUC